GAUUCAACAAAGGCAGGUCCCUUUUACCCAUUUUACUUUCAUUAGGUUUCUGUGAAAAAUAUCAUUGUGAAAUUUAGUUUUGAAAAAUAUUAACCUUUCCCAGCCUCUCAUUCCAAUGAUAGUAAAUUGGCAGCCCGGGGACAAAAGGGGACUUUCCGAGAUGGCAAGAUAAAUUUGUAGCAGAGCUAGGUCUGGAAUCCAACCUUGCCAUUCAAAUCUGCUGUCAAGAACCAGUCACUCCUGAUUGCAAGAAUGUGCUCCCUCCCCAUGGCAAGAUACUACACAAUUAAGGAUGCAGAUCAGAAGACUCUAUACUCGAAAGCCAACCAGCUCCUGGUGGGAGAUCCUGAGGUGGACAACUGUUGUGCAGAGAAGAUCUGCAUCCUUCCCAACAGAGGCCUGGACCGCACCAAGGUACCCAUCUUUCUGGGGAUCCAGGGAGGCAGUCGCUGCCUGGCAUGUGUGGAGACAGGAGACGGGCCUUCCCUGCAGCUGGAGGAUGUGAACAUCGAGGACCUGUACAAGUGCGGUGAACAGGCCACACGCUUCACCUUCUUCCAGAGAAGCUUGGGCUCGGCUUUCAGACUUGAGGCUUCUGCCUGGCCUGGCUGGUUUCUCUGUGGCCCGACUGAGCCCCAGCAGCCAGUACGACUCGCCAAGGAGAGUGAGCCCUCCGCCCACACUGAGUUCUACUUUGAACAGAGUCGGUAGGGAGGUGGCAGGCUGAGUUCCAGGCUGGUGCCCCAAAACCAGCUCAUCCUGCUCGGGGUCUGUGGUAGGCAGAAUAAUGGCCCCCUAAAGAUGUCCCCAUCCUAAUCCCCAGAAUCUGUAAAUAUGUUACCUUACAAGGCAAAAGCGUCUUUGCAAAUGUGAUUAAGUUAAGGAUCUUGAGACGAGGAGACCAUCCUGGAUGAUCCCAGGGGGCCCAAUGUAAUCAUAAUGUUCCUAAUAAGAUGGAGGCAGGAGGGUGACAGUCAGAGAGACAUUGGAAGAUGCUAUGCUGCUAAUUUUGAAGACAGAGGAAGGGGGCUGUGAGCCAAUGAAUGCAGGCAGUUCCUAGAAGCUGGAAAAGGCCAGGGAAUAGAUUCUCUCCUAGAGCCUCCAGAAGAAACACAGCCCUGCUGACACCU
This is a messenger RNA of Ceratotherium simum simum (southern white rhinoceros), 1130 nucleotides long. Lineage: Eukaryota; Metazoa; Chordata; Mammalia; Perissodactyla; Rhinocerotidae. The record is from RefSeq and is a predicted model, not a curated record.